AUGGGCUUCUCACACGUUGGCCUGACAGUCCCAGAUGACAAGUUCGAGGACACGGUCUCUUUCUACCUAGCUGCUCUAGCUCCGCUGGGUUUCAAAGAGCACCUCCGGCCCCAUCCAAAAGUAGUUGGCAUGGGCGUGUACUACCCGGAGUUCUGGAUCUCUUCGAACGCCGUGCCUAGUUCAAGUGCCGGUAUUGAUGUACCUGCUGGCAGCAAAGAUGUUGUGUUUGGUAGUACGCAUAUUGCGUUCAGCACGGGGAAUCGAGAACUUGUUCAUGCAUUUUAUGAUGCUGCGCUGAAGCAUGGCGGAAAAUCGAAUGGUGGUCCUGGUGUACGACCUCAGUAUACACGAUUCUACUACGCGGCGUUCGUGUUUGACCCGGCAGGAAAUAAUAUCGAAACAGUAUGUCUGUGGCCGGCCUGGUGUCAUUGGAAGUACUGGUUUGGCAUGGGUAUAUACCUGACGAUGGAACCAACAGAGAAAGCAGUUAAACGAGCUAGGAGCGCGAGACAAGGACGAGAAAAGGAAAUUAAAAUAACUGAGAAAAGCAAGGGAAAUAAUAUCAAGGAGAUUCAUCAACGCAGAAAGACAUAUUUGACUGAAACAGUGUAG
Molecule: messenger RNA, 612 nt
Organism: Trichophyton benhamiae CBS 112371
Lineage: Eukaryota; Fungi; Ascomycota; Eurotiomycetes; Onygenales; Arthrodermataceae
Product: glyoxalase family protein
Exons: 3
Coding region: 1-612 (203 amino acids)
Source: RefSeq, a predicted model, not a curated record